Messenger RNA from Penicillium malachiteum, 4152 nucleotides. RefSeq lists its product as uncharacterized. The coding region runs from base 1 to 4152 and encodes 1383 amino acids. The transcript is spliced from 4 exons. The record is from RefSeq and is a predicted model, not a curated record. Gene Ontology annotation, molecular function: GTP binding. Lineage: Eukaryota; Fungi; Ascomycota; Eurotiomycetes; Eurotiales; Aspergillaceae.
AUGCCCGGUGGACUCGGCCAACGGCCACUCUCCGAAGUGAGCCCAAUGGCUCAGCGACGCAAUUCUCCCAGCUGGAACCAAACAAGCAAGGGUGCCAGUGGAGAAUCUCCCGCCUACAAUGUCUCACCUUUGAACAACACGGCCACUCCGCGUCUGUUUUGGAAGGGUCGCGACUCUCCAACACCCUUUUCUAAGGCAUCCGAGAAUCGAGUGCCAUAUGAUCCAGAAUCCUGCAGUUUACCUCCCCGUCGGCCGUCCCUCGAAGACCUGAAGCGUGUUUCGCGCGUCAAGAACCAUAAUAUGUUUCGCGAAAACGGCCAAGAAUACGACCCCGCGCAUGUAUCCGUGCCUCACAGACCCCUGGCUUCUGAUCGGUCCCCGAAUCGCGACAGCCAAAUGAACGUUGCCAAAGCGCAAUUUACCGAUGAAGAACUGGAAAUGGAGUUUGCGAGACCACACUCUCCCAGCAAAGAACAACCAUCCCCCGCAAAAUCCUCCUUGUCAAAAGCGAGUCGUUAUGGCAAGGGCUUUGAUCCCCAAAGCGAGAUAUGGUCAGAAUAUGAUAGUUCGGGCCACCGACAUAACAAGAGCGUGACAUUUGAUGCUGCACCUCCUCAAGUCAAUGAGUAUGAAAUGAGAACACCAGACCCAUCUUCAGUCACAUCAGAGUCCCGUGAAAACAGUUAUGAUUCCGAAGAGGAUGAUGAAGUCAGCUUUGAACAAGAAUCUUCUGUGGAGCGCGACGAUAGCUUUGAUGCAUCUCUGGAGGAUAUUGAGAAGACACCAGUUGUAUUGCCUGAUGAAUGGCGCUUCAUGAGUCCCGGAAGCAACCAUGAAGAGGAUGAAUCAUUUACUGAAACUGUGGAUGAGGAGGCUGUUGAAGACCGUCCCAUCUCACGUGAAGGUGGAUCAUCUCAUCAUGCCCGGGUUGAGUCUUUAGACUCUAACGGCGAGAGACGUCCUCUGCCUCCGCUGCCUUCCGUCUCCCGAAUGUCUGGAUCUCGUCCGACUUCAUCGAGCAAGAGCGCGGGUUCCUUUGAACUCGGCAAGGGUAGUCUGCGCGGUUUGCCGGCUCCCCUUUGCCCAACCUCGCACAAUAAGUCCGACAUCACUUCUGGAAUGUCCCUUGAGGAUAGGCUUUCAAUGAUGAUGCUGCAAGAACCAAUCAAGUCUGAUCGCAGCGAGGACAAAGAGAAGAACUCGUCGGAGAAUUUCAACGAAAGAGAAAAGCCCGAAGCGCCCCAUGUGGAGGAUGAAGCCCAUGAUCUCCCGAAGGAUGAUGUUUUCUCUCCUCCAAGAAUUUCUCGUGACUCAAUUCUACGUGACAUUCGCAAAACGGAGACCUAUGAGGAGACUUACGAGGAUGAAGACAGUUUCCAGGAAGAUUCGCAUAUUGCGUCCAGCCCUCAUCUUUACGACGAUUACGACCCUGAUGUCCCAAUUCCCUCUCUUGAACUUGAUGAUGACGAAGAUGAUGACUCGUCAAGUGUCAUUAUCAAAGAAGAGGUCAACGAUGAUGAAUUAUACGCCAUUCCUGACUACUACCAGAAUUCUUCGGAUAACAGUCUCUCUUCCCGUGACCAGAGAGCCAAGUAUGAUGAAGAUAGUAACUACUCUCUCCGAUCUGCAGCUGAAGCCGCCGAGAAGGAAAAUAACGACAGGGGCUCUGGACAAACUACUCCAACUGCUACAGAGCAAAACGAAGUCCUUCCAUCUCUGGAGGAAGAGCACGUAGAGGAUGGCACCGCGACUAAUGAGGACAAACACUUGGACAUGAGUGCAAUUCGUCAGUCUCUCGGACGCCCAACAACUCCCGAGAUGAAGGAGGACCCAAUCUCUGAGCCAUCUACUCCGGAGUCGGUAAUUCGUCAUCCCAUCGAUUCUGAAGACGAAGAGGAGUAUGACGAGGAGGAAGAGCAAGACGCUGAAAGCUCGUCCGAUGAGUCGGUUCCUGAACCCAUCGCGACCAUCCGAGCUCCUGGUGCUGGUCUGAAGACGCGUCCAUCAUUAACGCCCGCUGAUAUGGAUGCGAUGGCUGCCACUCGACGCAAAAUCAGUGGUCAACAUGUGCCUCUAGUUCCACCCAUGCCACACCUGACUAAGCAGGAAUCUAAUGAUUCCCAGAAGUCGGACCAGGAUGUUCCUAAACUGGAUGUAGCACCUCAGCUAUCACUGCCCACAACCAACCAGCGACAGUCCAGCUUAAUGCAAUUGGAUAUUCCAUUUAGUAUUCAAGAGGAGAGCCUCGGGUUUGGACUCACCAAGGAAUUUGAUCGUGUUAUUGAGUCCCAAAAGGUUGCGUUUAACCUCGCGCUUUCCCAUCUUGAUUCUUGCCCUACACCGGCCACCCACAUGGAACAACUCCCGGCUCCUCAAUCCCCUGGAUCUUCCACGGAAGCAAUUUCACCGAUACCCGCUAACACAUCUUCUCCAAAACAGAGAGGCUACCUCAUGCGUCAGAAUACAAAGGUAGUUAUUGCAAGCAACCGAAACGAAGAAGAGCCUGCCCUUCCAAUCGACUCUUCAACUGAAGACCCCCGUGGAACCCGUUCAGCCGGAUCUUCUCCCCGCAAAGCUAGUCAGCAAACUUGGACUACAGUCCCCUGGAAUGGCUCCACUCGUCGUCCCAGCAUUAAGAUGGCUGGCAGUAUCCCCAAGAAGAAGCCCCUCCCUGGUUCAAUUCCUCCUCUUCCUGGCCACCCGAGCAAUGUUCAGGAAACUCCAGCAACCAUUGACGAAAAUGAGCCACUGGGCCAAGACGCAUACGAGGACGGAGAAGAACGCGGUCGUCUUUUUGUAAAGGUCGUGGGAAUUAAGUACAUUGAUCUUCCUCUGCCACGUGGUGAACGUUCUUACUUCUCUCUUACUCUGGACAACGGUCUCCACUGUGUGACUACCUCGUGGCUUGAACUCGGGAAGUCCGCUCCCAUCGGCCAAGAGUUUGAGCUCAUUGUUCAGAACGAUCUUGAGUUUCAACUUACUCUACAGAUGAAGGUGGAUGAGAACAAACUAUACCCACAGGAAACUCCUGGCUCUCCUGCUCGUCAAAAGACAUCUGCUCUCAGCCGCGUCUUUGCCUCCCCCAGACGUCGCAAGGAACUGGACUUGAAGCAGCAAAUGCAGACUCAACAGCAAAAAUCCAAAGAUGUAAAUGCUCCAGUCUGGGAGCGCUUGAGAAAUACGGUCGCACGCGAUGGAAGCUUCGCUCGGUCCUAUGUAGCACUGAGCGAUCACGAAACCCAUGCCUUUGGCCGUCCGUACACUGUCGAUGUGCCAUGCUUCAAUGAAUGGGCUGUUGAUGAGCAGCCUAGCAGUGUGAAGAGUAAGAAGAGUGCCAUAAGUAUUACAGCUUCCCGCCGCCCUCCUUACAAGAUUGGCAAGCUUGAGUUGCAGCUUCUGUUUGUGCCCAAGCCUAAAGGUGCCAAGAAUGAUGAUAUGCCGAAGAGCAUGAAUGCCUGCAUUCGGGAGAUGCGGGAUGCAGAGAGUGUUUCUGCGCGCACUUUUGAAGGUUUCCUUUCUCAGCAAGGUGGCGAUUGCCCGUAUUGGCGUCGUCGCUUCUUCAAGCUUCAAGGUUCAAAGCUGACCGCCUAUCAUGAAACCACACGUCAACCUCGAGCAACUAUCAAUUUGGCCAAGGCUGCCAAGCUCAUUGAUGAUCGUUCAUCCUUGGUGCAGAAAGAAACAAGCUCCCGAGGUGGUGGCCGACGUAAGUCUGCCUUCGCUGAGGAGGAAGACGGUUACAUGUUUGUUGAAGAGGGAUUCCGUAUCCGCUUCGGCAAUGGUGAAGUGAUCGACUUCUAUGCAGACAGUGCGGUCGCUAAGGAGGGCUGGCUUCGUGUGAUGUCGGAGGCCGUCGGCAAAGGAUCCACAUCCGGUGCUGGCGCAACCAAGGCAUGGGCAGACUUUGUGCUGAAGCGCGAACGGAGCCUGAAGAAUCGUCCUCAGACCGCUGACAGAUUCCCUCCUACCGGAAUCCCAGUUCCAUCUUCGCCUGUCACACAUCGACAGAGCACUAUGAUGGCCCCUCCAUCGUCCGCGGGAUCGGCGCAGGCGCCACAGUCCCCUCGGCCUCGACACAAGCAUACCUACUCUCAACCUGAGCUACCCACUUCUGAGGCUCGCCGACAGAAGACUCGCUCUCUUAUGUUUUAA